GGGAACCUUUGUUACCUGCAGGAAGAGAUGUGCCAAAGCCCUGGGCCUCUCCCUCUGGUGCAAGUUCCAGGUAAGUUAUCCAAUGCCCCACCAAGAGAAAACAAAGCAGGGCAGCUGUCCAGACCCUGGUUCUUCCUGAAACCACAGCGAGACCAGUCCCAGGCCUGUUCCAGAGCUGCCAGAGGAGGAAGCUGUGUCUAGAGUCCAAUGUACCCCACCCAGACAGUUCCCCACAGGAAGGCCCCACCCCACCCACGCAAGCCUGCAGAUAAAGGCAGCCUGCAAGGUAGAGCAUCCCUAGCUGUCCUCGAGCUGUCUCCCCACGAUGUCCAGCCGCUGCACGCUGCCUGCCUGGAUCCUCCUUGCCCUCCUCGGAGUGGCUCAGGGAGCUCGGGGCCAGAGCAGCUGCGGCUCCAUCGUACCUCGGAGGGACUGGAAGGCCUUGGCUUCCGACUGCACCGAGCGCAUGACCCUGCCGGCACGCUACGUGGUGAUAUCGCACACGGCGGGCAGCACCUGCGACUGCCCGACCUCCUGUGAGCAGCAGGCCCGGAACGUGCAGUACUAUCACAUGCGCACGGAGGGCUGGUGCGACGUGGGCUACAACUUCCUGAUUGGAGAAGACGGACUUGUCUAUGAGGGCCGGGGCUGGAACACCAAGGGGGCCCACUCAGGUCCCAACUGGAACUCCAAAUCCAUUGGCAUCAGCUUCAUGGGCAACUACAUGGAGCGGGUGCCCCCAAAACGGGCCGUCCGGGCAGCUCAGAAUCUGUUGGCCUGUGGUGUGGAUCGGGGAGCUCUGAGAUCCAACUAUGAGCUCAAAGGACACCGGGAUGUGCAGGCCACGCUCUCUCCAGGUGAUCAGCUCUACCAAAUCAUCCAGAGUUGGCCACACUAUCGUUGAGUGAGGCCCUGCUUGUUGCCCACCCUCCAAGCCUCCCUUGGCCAGCCCUGCUGCCACCUCCUUCCCACUUCCUCCAAUAAAGAUGCAGCUCUAACUGUGUCCCGAGCAGGUCACACCACACAGCCCCCUCCUCCCUCCCACAGGACCCCAGCCAGUCCCCUCCUCCCAGCGCUCUGUCCUCACUGGUGCUCAGAACCCAGAGGCCCCGACCCUGAACCAAGACCCCGGAGAUCCCAGCUCAGAAACAAUAUCACAGCUCAGAACCCAGAGGUCUCAGGUCAGAGCCCAGGAAUCAGCACCAAGCAGGUUCAGAUGUCACCAACAGAAGCUCAGGGGGUCUUCUCAGCCAAUGGCCCAUGUAGCAGGAGAUUCCUUCCCCAGCACACAGACAUCCUGUGCAGAAUUUCUGCUUGGACUCCUUUGGCUGCUCACUGCCACCCCUCAGGUCCCUCCUUGCAAUAAGUUAAGAGUCUGGAAGUUUUUCCUGAGCCUGAAUCCCCAUCUGCCUCCCAUCACAGACAUGGCCAGAAA
Molecule: messenger RNA, 1435 nt
Organism: Heterocephalus glaber (naked mole-rat)
Lineage: Eukaryota; Metazoa; Chordata; Mammalia; Rodentia; Bathyergidae
Gene: Pglyrp1
Product: peptidoglycan recognition protein 1
Biological process (GO): defense response to Gram-positive bacterium; innate immune response; detection of bacterium
Molecular function (GO): N-acetylmuramoyl-L-alanine amidase activity; peptidoglycan binding; zinc ion binding
Source: RefSeq, a predicted model, not a curated record